GCGCAGGUCGGGUCGGGUCGGCGGGUGUGCGGGUCGGGUCGGGGUCGGGUCAGGUCCGUGGGUUAGGUGAGGUUCGAGCACUGGUUGAGAAGCGGAUACGACCGAAACCGGACGGAGUGCACGGCGGUCGACAUUAGGGCUCAGGCAGACAGAAAGCCAAACCGGUAGCCCGAGGUCAACUUUCACGAAUUGCAGCGGGCAACUCGUGAAGUUCCGUGGAAAAGAUGUCCGAAAUAGAACAAGAUAUCAAGAAGGUUGUCAUCACCUUCUUCGCACCACCUCUGAAUGACAAGGACAGCAAGAACGAUGAGCUGCGGAAGAAGGUGAAGAACUCAGGACGGUUCGACCACGGCGGCUACAUGUUCCGGACGCGCGAGGUCUAUGACACGUAUCGGUAUGGAGGAGCAUUUCCAAUGUUUCAUUAUCAAGAUGACCAGAAAAUGGUUCAAGAUCUGGAGGAUAACCCAUCUAAGAUGUUCCCAAAGUUCGCUCUCGGUGACGGCGUGGAAUCUCGGCAAGGCAUAUACCACGAGGUGGCCAGGAAGCGACUGAAGGCCUACGACCCCGACUGUCCGCUGGAUGACCUCAGCUUCAUAACUCUGGCCUACAAGGCCCUCGAGCCGGAGCCUGUCAAAGAGCUACUGGACAACUGGAAGACCUGGACGGGCGCACGUGCCAUUUUGGAGGAUUUCGGUGACAAAGUCCCUAUCCAAGAAGUGAUAUUCUUCGCCCGUCACUACCCGGCUGAUUUCGACGUGUUCGCCUACAUCGUACUGCUGAGCUUCAAAAACGAGCCGGAGGCGGCCCGUUGGGUUCUCUACUAUGUACAGAGACUGCGUGUGGAGCGCUGGUUCGGCUACAGUACGGUAUACGCGGCCGCCCCCAGCUAUAGACGGCAUGUUGGCACCCCGGGCACCCCGGCCGACAAGUGAACGGUGCAGUCACCGGCAGCAGAGGCGCCACGGGGAAUAGGGAGCCGGCCGGCGCGGCAGACGUGCAGCGUCCUGAGAUCGUCAGAGAUGUGCCAUGUGUCAUCAGUCUGCGCGUAGGGUGACACCAGUCACCUGUCAGGCGUCAUCAGCCACUGUGCCUCUGCUGGUUGGGUGUAACCUAUCACUGUGUCAGGGUGUCUGCAACGAAACCGAGACGCCACGACAGAAUGCUAUAAUAAAGAUCUUAUAUGGAACGAAAUACUCAUACCUACAAUUAUCACCACUGUGCCUGAUAUCUCACCUCGGGGUAUUUAUAUCAUUUUGUACAUAGUAAUACAACUUAAGUAAAUCCUUAGCAACUGGUUCCCACUUCCCAGUACCUAUUUCUGGGGGGAAGGGACGAGGUAAUCCCGUGACCCGUACCAUAUAAAAUGUGCUUUCAAGCCCGGGUGAGUGGCCGCUACCCGCUGUCAUAUUGUUAUCUCACCUGAAACUCAUUCACCACUUAGGUAAUUCGGACUCAAGGUUACGCCCCUGCGUUCCUGCUGUCUUCUUAUCCAUAGCAAUUGCAAAUUCCUUCAUAAAUUUGCAUUCAUUAUCGGCAUUCAACAUAACCCAAUUAAAUCCAACUACGCGCACGAACUUUUCGUGACAAACAUUCUUAACGACCACUUUGCGUCAACCAUACCAUGGGAGUAGGAACCUCACGAAAAGUGUGUGUGUUGGUAAGGAGGGGGGGGGGGGCAGCGAAACUUCAAUGUCACUUUGUGGGAGCCCCAAUACCCCUUAAGAAGACAUUCUUGCAGUUUUGUACUCAUCUCACCUUGCUGAACUAUUUCAUGCUCUUAGUUUUGUAUCUAAAUCAAAAACAAAUAUAUUACUUUAAAAAAUGACUGAAAAGUGGGGGGGGGCGGGGGGCAUGGCCAACGGCCCCCGCCCCCUGUUCCAACGCCUAUGAACCAUAUCAACUACUUUGAGAAUGGCGAGUGAUAUUUUUGUGCGUCAUAUAGUUAUUUACAUCGAAGUGAUGAUUCACCUAGUGAACGAGCUAUAGGUCGUCUACUAGCUCCUAGAGUUUACCUCUGCAACCUAUAUUUGAUGCACAAUAAGCAGUAAAUAACUUAAAUGCGUUCAAUUUUCAAUCUUUCUUGAUGUUACAAGUCAUUUGCCGCGUCUCCGCUGUUAUGUUUCGUACAGUUUCUAGAUGUGUUGAGGCUGUUAUGUCGCUCCCCUCCCGCAGUCGCUCGCUCCCAGCUGGCUCAGACCUCACCUCCCUCCGUCCGUGCGAGAGAAAAGGACAAACAGGUGGCGUUAUUGUGAGAGAAGAGAAUUGGUGAUAAUGUGUCAUUCGUGUUGCUGCCGCCCAAACCGCUGCAGCUGAACAUGUCAGGUGUGCGCAUUCAUCGACGAUCUAUGCAUCUGUCGCAUUCGUUCGCAAUAAAUACACAGUCUAUGCAGAUAAUAUAUGAAUAAAUCCCAUA
This is a messenger RNA of Amphibalanus amphitrite, 2413 nucleotides long. RefSeq lists its product as uncharacterized. The coding region runs from base 225 to 932 and encodes 235 amino acids. The record is from RefSeq and is a predicted model, not a curated record. NCBI's taxonomy places the organism in Eukaryota, Metazoa, Arthropoda, Thecostraca, Balanomorpha, Balanidae. The transcript is spliced from 7 exons.